UAAGCAACUUUCUACCUCCACCUAGUCCUCCACUCCAACCCACCACCGAGGGGGUAUUCCCUGACCAUGAUGAGCCUCCCAGAUCAGCAUCGAUUACAUCCCCAAAUAGUGCGCUUGAAGCAGACAGCGUGGACAGGCCAUUGUCCCUACCCGCAGCAGAUCCUCAGCUACCCGGAGAUAUCGAUGAACAGAGUAUACCUCAUACCACAACUUCCGCCUUUGCGGAAGAUCCGGUAGCUGUUUCAAUUCCUGACCUGGUUCAGGAUAUUGUCUCUGAUACAACCCUAGAGACCUCUCCACAAGCGGGGGACGGCGAGCCAGAACCAAUUGAGCAUCUCGCACAAGAGCUGGCAGAACAACUUAUCAAAUUUCAAGGAUGCUGCAACGAGUGCCACCAGGCAGCAAAACGUAAUCAUAUGGAAGAUACAAAUGAACAUAUCAGCCUUGCUAUGUACCUGGACUUCACGCCUGAAUUAGGUCCCGACAUCCUCAGUCAUGAGACUAUCGCGCACCAGAAAGAUGAUCUAGCUGGAAAACUAAGCUCUGAAUCCAGGAGACAGCUCUUUUGUGGUGUUGGCUCCAGAGAGGAGGUACCAUAUAUCUGCUUAGAUGAAGAUGAGCGGGUUUCAGACGGUGCUGGGGUUACCUUCGAUAUAGACAGCGUCGUGGCCUUCCCGAGUAACCUUGCUGUGGCUAAGAAGGGAAUUCACUGGUCUCCUACCCGAAUGACCGUAUCUGAUCUUUAGUCUAAUCUCCAC
Fusarium redolens is the source of this 758-nucleotide messenger RNA. RefSeq lists its product as uncharacterized. Bases 417 to 746 code for a protein of 109 amino acids. The record is from RefSeq and is a predicted model, not a curated record. NCBI's taxonomy places the organism in Eukaryota, Fungi, Ascomycota, Sordariomycetes, Hypocreales, Nectriaceae. The transcript has a single exon.